AGGCGGCGGCGGCGGCGGCGGGCGCUGGGGCAGCCCCGUCUCGCCGCCGGCCCGGAAGGGCUGGCCGGGCCCGGGGGGCGGCUGACCCCGAGGGGGCCGCAUGUGCCCCCCGCCGGGCACCGAGGCAGGACGGAGGAGGAGGCGGAGGGAGAGGCCGCCCCGGCGGCGGGGCUGCUCGGUAGGCCCGAGCGGGGCCGCCGGAGCCGUGAGGAGGAGGAGGCGGCGAUGGAGGGGCUGGCCGGGUACGUGUACAAGGCGGCGAGCGAGGGCCGGGUGCUGACCCUGGCCGCGCUGCUGCUCAACCGCUCCGAGAGCGACAUCAAGUACCUGCUGGGCUACGUGAGCCAGCACGGCGGGCAGCGCUCCACCCCGCUCAUCAUCGCCGCCCGCAACGGCCACGCCAAGGUGGUGCGGCUGCUGCUGGAGCACUACCGCGUCCAGACCCAGCAGACCGGCACCGUGCGCUUCGACGGCUUUGUGAUUGAUGGAGCCACGGCGCUGUGGUGCGCGGCAGGAGCCGGCCACUUUGAGGUGGUCAAACUGCUGGUGAGUCACGGCGCCAACGUGAACCACACGACGGUGACCAACUCCACCCCGCUGCGGGCCGCGUGUUUCGAUGGCCGCCUGGACAUCGUGAAAUACCUGGUGGAAAACAACGCCAACAUCAGCAUCGCCAACAAGUACGACAACACUUGCCUUAUGAUCGCGGCUUACAAAGGGCACACGGAGGUGGUGCGGUACCUGCUGGAGCAGCAUGCCGAUCCCAACGCUAAGGCCCACUGCGGCGCCACGGCGCUGCAUUUCGCUGCCGAAGCCGGUCACUUGGAGAUUGUGAGGGAACUGGUCAAGUGGAAGGCGGCAAUGAUGGUGAACGGCCAUGGGAUGACACCGCUGAAGGUGGCGGCCGAGAGCUGCAAGGCCGACGUGGUGGAGCUGCUGCUGGCUCACGCCGACUGCGACAGGAGGAGCCGGAUCGAAGCGCUGGAGCUUCUGGGUGCCUCGUUUGCAAAUGACAGAGAAAACUAUGAUAUAAUGAAGACUUACCACUAUUUAUAUUUAGCGAUGCUGGAGAGGUACCGAGACAGUGAGAGUAUAAUUGAAAAGGAAGUUCUUCCGCAAAUUGAAGCGUAUGGAAACAGGACCGAAUGCAGGACUCCUCAGGAAUUAGAGUCAAUUAGGCAGGACAGAGACGCCCUUCACAUGGAAGGGCUCAUCGUGCGAGAAAGAAUUCUGGGCUCAGACAAUAUCGAUGUUUCUCACCCCAUUAUUUACCGGGGCGCUGUUUAUGCGGAUAACAUGGAGUUUGAACAGUGCAUCAAGCUGUGGCUCCACGCGUUGCAUCUGAGGCAGAAGGGCAACAGGAACACUCAUAAGGACCUCCUGAGGUUUGCUCAGGUCUUUUCUCAGAUGAUCCACUUAAACGAGCCUGUUAAGGCCAAGGACAUCGAGAGCGUUCUGAGGUGCAGCGUCUUGGAGAUUGAACAAGGCAUGUCCCGGAUCAAAACCACCCAGGACUCUGACAUCCACACAGCCAUGGACAACUACGAAUGCAACAUUUUUACCUUUCUCUACUUGGUCUGCAUCUCUACCAAGACCCAGUGCAGCGAAGAGGAUCAGUCGCGAAUCAAUAAGCAGAUUUAUAACCUGAUUCACCUUGAUCCCAGAACUCGGGAUGGCUCCAGUUUGCUGCAUCACGCCGUCAACUCCAGCACGCCGGUCGACGACUUCCACACCAACGAUGUCUGCAGCUUUCCCAACGCGCUGGUCACAAAACUCUUGCUGGAUUGUGGCGCUGAUGUGAACGCUGUGGACAAUGAGGGGAAUAGUCCACUCCACAUCAUCGUCCAGUACCACAGGCCCAUCAGUGACUUCUUGACGUUGCAUUCCAUCAUCAUUAGCCUGGUGGAGGCUGGUGCUCACACAGACAUGACAAAUAAGCAGAAGAAAACCCCUCUUGAUAAAAGUACGACGGGGGUGUCCGAAAUACUCCUUAAAACUCAAAUGAAGCUGAGUCUCAAGUGCCUGGCUGCCCGAGCAGUGCGGAUCUACAACAUCAGCUACCAAAACCAGAUCCCCAGAACUCUGGAAGAAUUUGUGAAGUUUCACUAGGUUAUGUAAAAUCUUUCGUGGUGGUGCUAUCCCGGGACGACAUCGAUCGCAGACAGCAGAACACGUGUAUACAUGAAGUUGUUUAUUCUUUGGGGUUUGUGUUCCUCUGGAUUCAGUCUGCAGCCUCAGUUCUCAUGCACAUCUUGGGGGGAGGUGAAAAAAAAUAGCCACGUGGUUUUCUGUAGUCAAAUCUGAUGCUUUUGGUUGUUUCUUUUAAUUAAAAGAAUUGCAUCAUUAUCUCUUGUUUUUAUAAACAAAAGGCAAAUAAUCCCAAGGUAACUUGUGCAGAAUGUUUUGUAUCCAAUACACAUCUCUGCCUAGGAUUUGCAGCUGAGUUCCUUAGGUGGUUAUUUAAAAAGGCGCCUCCAAAAGCCAGUGUCAGGGCUGCUGAGGCAGCAGCUUUGAAACCUCUUGGAGCGAGGUGGGAAAGAACAAUUGGAAAUUAUGUGGUAGUUGGUUAAAAGCGAAGUCUGGACAUACAGAGCAACCCAUUGCUCUCAUACCUCACCGUCUUUUAAUGCCUUUCAGUUAAUGCUGAAGAUGUUGGUAACAUUUUAAAUUUUAUUUUUUUUUUAGUUUAAUUUGGAACAGCAGUUAUCAAGAGCUACAGAUGUGUGGAAUGCUCUGUUAGGAAAUACAGGUUUAAAUUCAGCUAUGGUAUAUUCAUCUAAUAACAGUUGAAGUAUCAAGCUCCUCAUUUACACUACUACAGUAAGUACUGAGCAACUUUUGAAAAAGGAACUUGCACAUUGACCGAAAUGACCCAGAGUCACUGUUUUUGUGUAGCUAAUUGCUCAUAUAUAAAGAUCAUGCAUGGAUACCUAGAAAAUUGAUAGGGUAUUUGUGUUUGUGUGUGUCCCAACAUUUCAAAAUGCUUUUAACUUGUUUAUUUUGUUGUUGUUCCAAUGAUCAACAUGCACCUUUUUGACUCAAAAGUAUGUAAAACUGCACUCUUGGAUUCCAGAUGCUGUACUUUCCUAACGGAGUAGUCUGUCGCCAAAGAGAACCUUCCUUUGGAGCUGCUUGAAACUGGCUUUUCCGACACACGUGGAGUGAGUCUGUGCCUCCCUGAAUUGGACUGGAAGUUUUUUCAUUAUUUUUACUCCUUUCAUUAUGAAAAAAUCUCUAUGAAACCUGAUUUUUAGAAAAUUGUCCUAUCAUAAAAUCUUUUAUGAUAAGCAACUGAUUGUAUAAUAAUGCUGUUGCUUGAGAAGGUGCUUCUCCUUGGUAGAAGUUGCAGAUACUCCGACAGUAAAAUGUCGCUUGUUUUGACAGGCUACUGAAAACUCUGUUUAUUUUAAAUGCAGCUUUUUAACUGUCAGAUGAUGAAAGAAUGUUCUGUAGGGUUUUUUUUAAACAAUCUGGGUAGGACUUUAAGGUGAGAUUUGGGCACACGAUUCUAUUUGUAUUACAAACAAAUAAACAUUGAAUGUGGAAUUA
Messenger RNA from Columba livia (rock pigeon), 3549 nucleotides. It is a transcript of the gene FEM1B, whose product is annotated as fem-1 homolog B. Gene Ontology annotation, biological process: ubiquitin-dependent protein catabolic process. The coding region runs from base 226 to 2109 and encodes 627 amino acids. Gene Ontology annotation, molecular function: protein binding. Gene Ontology annotation, cellular component: ubiquitin ligase complex. NCBI's taxonomy places the organism in Eukaryota, Metazoa, Chordata, Aves, Columbiformes, Columbidae. The record is from RefSeq and is a predicted model, not a curated record. The transcript has 2 exons.